GGGUCUCUUGCAUGGGUCAUCAACGAGGAUCAUCUCGGGAUUUUCUUUCUUUUUUUCUUCAUUUGCAAUUAGUUCCUGAAGAAAAAACUCCGUCUGGGUAGAGCUGGUCUCUCCUGCAAGAAAUAUCCCCUAUUAGUACAUCUCCACGUCGAUUGUCAAGACAACUUUCCGUUCUUUUUUUCCCUUCUCAUUUUUCAAUUCACACACAAACAUGCAUUCUCUUCUUUUUUGCUCGUCCCUGGUCGGACUUGCUUCUGCAGCAGAGCUCGGAAAGCGUCAUGGAGGGGGCCAUUCGUUUUAUGAGAUGCUCAAUGACGACCUCGCUCGUCUCAGUCUGCUGGUCCUGGGCCUUAUGGCUGCCUUCAUCUAUAUCUGGAAGAUGUGGCAUCGUCUUGCCAGUCAUAUGAGGCGGCUGGCAAGUUUCAACAAUGAACGUCAGCGGUAUUUCGUUCAUCCCGACAGCAUGCUCGCGAAAAUCCACAACCAUAUCAUCUAUGCCCCGUUGUUCCGUACACGCCAUAACCGCGAGUUCCAGCUCUCCCGAGCUGUCAACAUGGGCACGCUGCCCAGUCGGUUCCACUCCUUCAUACUGGUGGGCAUUAUCGUUAUGAACGUCGUCCUUUGCGUUGUCACCGUACCCUAUGGGACCGAGGAGUCCACGGUUGCGGGCCUGAUCCGCAACCGCACCGGAACCAUGGCGACAGUGAACCUUAUCCCGGUGGUGCUCAUGGCCGGCAGGAACAAUCCCCUGAUCACCCUGCUCCAAGUGCCGUUUGACACCUUCAAUCUGAUUCACCGCUGGCUCGCUCGCAUUGUCGUCUUGGAGGCAAUCGCCCAUGUGUUUGCUUUUGCGAUCCCCGAGGCUCAGGAAGCCGGUUGGGAUCUUGUUGGAAUGCUUUUCGGAGAGAGCAGCUUCAUGCUGAGUGGAUUGAUCGCUGGCUGCGCCUUCACUGCCCUCCUUGUGCACUCUCCCUCCCCCAUCCGCCAUGCAUUUUACGAGACCUUCCUCCACUUUCACAUCGCAUUCGUCGCGCUUUCGUUCGCCUUCCUGUGGAUACACUUGGAUGGCAUGGUGUCUCAGAACUACCUUCUCGCCGCCAUCAUCCUCUGGGCCCUCGAGCGAUCCGCUCGAAUCCUCAUCAUCGUGUACCGUAACUGCGGAAGAGAGUGCACGACAGCGCAUGUUGAGACCCUACCGGGCGAUGCCCUUCGGAUCACCCUGAAGAUGGCACGGCCGUGGACCUUCAAGCCCGGCCAACAUAUGUACUUGUACAUCCCGUCCAUUGGUUUCUGGAUGAGCCACCCAUUCUCCGUCGGGUGGAGCGAAGCCGAGGAAAUACCCGCAAGCGAAAAGGGCAUCCCUAUGACCCAACAAGACCUUGCGAGUCUUCAGAAGACGACCGUCUCCUUGCUGAUUCGUCGUCGCACUGGAUUCACCGACAAACUCUUCAAGUGUGCUCAGAAAUCUGCCGAUGGACGGAUAUCCUUGCGGGCGUUCGCAGAAGGCCCGUACGGCAGCAUCCACACCAUGGACUCCUAUGGCACGGUCAUGCUCUUUGCAGGCGGUGUCGGCAUCACACAUCAAGUACCAUUCGUUCGGCAUCUCGUUCAGGGCUUUGCCGAAGGGUCCGUAGCGGCCCGUCGCGUUACCCUGGUCUGGAUCAUCCAGUCCCCUGAACACCUCGAGUGGAUCCGGCCCUGGAUGACCAGCAUUCUGGCGAUGGACCGCCGUCGCGAAGUCCUCCGAAUCAUGCUAUUCAUCACCCGCCCACGCAACACCAAGGAGAUCCAGAGCCCCAGCACCACCGUUCAAAUGUUCCCGGGUCGUCCUAACGUUGACACGCUGGUCAACAUGGAGGUCGAGAACCAGGUCGGAGCGAUGGGAGUGCUGGUAUGUGGAAACGGAAGCCUGAGCGAUGAUGUUCGACGGGUAUGCCGCAAGAGACAGGAUCAAACGCAAGUGGAUUUUAUCGAGGAGAGUUUUACCUGGUAAGACUGGUGGACAGCCGGCUGCCUUUAAGUGAAUGUUCAAUGGAGGGCUGCUCACUCGGCCCCCAUUCGUGUCUCAGCACAUCCACGCUUGGCGGUCAUGUCCUUCGAUUAGCCACAGCCUACGGGCUACCUGUGU
Aspergillus vadensis CBS 113365 is the source of this 2128-nucleotide messenger RNA. Its product is annotated as ferric reductase family protein. NCBI's taxonomy places the organism in Eukaryota, Fungi, Ascomycota, Eurotiomycetes, Eurotiales, Aspergillaceae. Gene Ontology annotation, biological process: intracellular iron ion homeostasis; copper ion import; iron ion transport. The transcript is spliced from 4 exons. The record is from RefSeq and is a predicted model, not a curated record. The coding region runs from base 212 to 1993 and encodes 593 amino acids. Gene Ontology annotation, molecular function: ferric-chelate reductase activity. Gene Ontology annotation, cellular component: plasma membrane.